ACUAACGCUGUGGUGGGCAGGACGGGAUGGCUGCGCAUGCGUACUGAGGUUGUACAAGGGGAAGGAGGCUUCUGAAAGUAGAAGCUACUGCUGAUACCUGGAGAGGAGAGCUCGGCUGUGCGGAGGGUGUGAUAGACCGGCUCCGUGAUUGAUCAAGAUGGCUUCAUUAGGCCACCAUGCUCAUUGAUAUGAAGUAUCUGUGGUGGCCGAGUCUUUUACACUUCUGAUGGCAUCGGAAUCUAUGCUCCCUGGACAACCCAAGCAACCACAAACCAAGGGGAGAAGGAAGCUCCGGAAGGACAAGUCCUUCACCAGUGACACUGAGGGUGAUGGCACUUUUGUCUUUGAAGCUAAUGAAGCCUGGAAGGAUUUCCACAGCUCGCUCCUCCAUUUCUAUGAAGUGGGAGAGCUAUGUGACAUCACACUUAAGGUUGGAUCUAAGCUGAUCCCAUGCCACAAACUUGUGUUGGCCUGUGUGAUACCCUAUUUCCGUGCCAUGUUCCUGUCUGAUAUGGCAGAGGCGAAACAGACACUCAUUGAGAUACGUGACUUUGAUGGUGAUGCCAUUGAAGACUUGGUAAAGUUUGCCUAUUCGUCACGAGUCACCCUCACUGUUGAUAACGUUCAGCCUCUUCUGUAUGCCGCCUGCAUCCUUCAAGUAGAACUGGUUGCCAAGGCUUGUUGUGAAUAUAUGAAGUUACAUUUUCACCCCUCUAACUGCCUAGCUGUUAGGGCUUUUGCAGAAAGCCACAAUCGUGUGGAUUUGAUGGACAUGGCUGAUCGCUAUGCUUGUGACCACUUCCCCGAGGUGGUGGAGUGUGAGGAUUUUGUCAGUAUGUCCCCUCAGCACCUUUACAAACUGCUGUCUUCUGGCGAUCUAAACAUUGAAAGUGAGAAGCAGGUCUACAAUGCAGCUAUAAAGUGGCUCCGUGCUAAUCCACAGCACUAUGAAGUGUGGCUUCAUGAGAUCCUGUCUCAGGUUCGACUUCCUCUGUUGCCCAUUGACUUCCUUAUGUCAGUUGUGGCCAAAGAAGACAUCAUUAGACAGGACUUAAAAUGCAGAGAUCUGCUGGACGAAGCAAGGAACUAUCACCUGCACCUGAGCAGUCGAGCCGUUCCGGAGUUUGAAUAUACCAUCCGCACAACCCCCAGGAAACAGACUGCUGGUGUUCUGUUUUGUGUGGGAGGACGUGGAGGUUCAGGUGACCCAUUUCGCAGUAUUGAAUGCUACUCUGUAAGCAAAAACAACUGGUUCUUUGGGCCCGAAAUGAACAGUCGAAGGAGACAUGUGGGUGUUAUCUCUGUUGGAGGGAAGGUGUAUGCGGUCGGUGGGCAUGAUGGAAAUGAACAUUUGGGUAGCAUGGAGGUAUUUGACCCUUUAACAAAUAAAUGGAUUGUGAAGGCAUCAAUGAAUACAAAAAGGAGAGGCAUUGCCCUGUCCUCCCUUGGUGGCCCAAUAUAUGCUAUUGGAGGACUGGAUGACAAUACUUGCUUUAAUGAUGUGGAGAGGUAUGAUGUGGAAUCUGACUGCUGGACAGCUGUGGCUCCAAUGAUCACCCCUCGCGGAGGUGUUGGAUCUGUUGCUCUGGUGAAUCAUGUCUAUGCUGUGGGAGGAAAUGAUGGUGUCGCUUCACUCUCAAGUGUGGAAAGAUACGAUCCACAUCUGGACAAAUGGAUCGAUGUGAAGGAGAUGGGCCAGCGAAGGGCUGGUAACGGAGUUAGUGAACUUCAUGGCUGCUUAUAUGUUGUAGGUGGAUUUGAUGACAAUUCUCCCCUGAGUUCAGUAGAAAGAUAUGAUCCCCGCACCAACAAGUGGGAAUACGUUGCAGAGCUAACUACCCCAAGGGGUGGAGUUGGCAUAGCAACUUUAAUGGGCAAAAUAUAUGCAGUUGGUGGUCAUAAUGGAAAUGCAUAUUUAAAUACAGUGGAGUCUUAUGACCCUAUAAUGAACAGAUGGGAGCUUGUUGGGUCUGUGGCUCACUGCCGGGCUGGAGCAGGAGUUGCUGUCUGUGCUUGUCUGAGUAGCCAAAUCCGAGAUAUUGGCCAAGGCUCAAGCAACGUGGUGGACUGCAUGUAACCAACACAACUGGAUUCUUCUUCACUCCUAAUAAAACUUGGUGUUGGCAUCACCUCCUAAUGUCUAACUUGUGUGCUAGGAACUUCCUCGGUGUAUAUAGUGUUAAAUAUCUAGUGAUUUAUAUGAAGGUUGCACUAGUACAAUACCUUCACCUAUGCUGUGAUGUGUAACCACUGGGCAUUACUAGAAGUCUAUUUUUCUGUUAUCUUUUACAAAACUGUAGCCUAAGGGAUUAUAACUGUUAAUUUAUUAAAGUGCCAAAUGUCUUUUGCAUAGACUUCAUGGGUUAUGCGGUCUCUGUAUAUAGUCUGCAUUGUUUUGACCUUUUUGUGUGUGUGUAUAUAUAGAAGUAUAUUUAUUGAGAUAUUUUGUUGUUGACUAAUGUAUGACAGUUUAGUUUUGAAAAUUUACAUUAAAAAAGGGGUUUCCAAAUG
Molecule: messenger RNA, 2511 nt
Organism: Hyla sarda
Lineage: Eukaryota; Metazoa; Chordata; Amphibia; Anura; Hylidae
Gene: KLHL8
Product: kelch like family member 8
Exons: 10
Coding region: 227-2077 (616 amino acids)
Molecular function (GO): protein binding
Source: RefSeq, a predicted model, not a curated record